GUGAUUGGUCGACGGUGGCGUGACCGCGCUGCCACUUCUGCUCAUCCUCAUCUGCACCACUGAGACCAGAACCAGGACCACCAACACAAGACCCAUCAGAAGCGGAACCAUGUCUCUGAGCAGCGACCCGAACUUCCAGCAGCUGCUGCAGUGGUAUCAGGCCCACGGCCAGAACCUCCAAAUGAGGGACAUGUUCGCCGCGGAGCCAGACAGAUUCAGCCGCUUCAGCUUGACUCUGGGGACGGACCAUGGAGACAUUCUGCUGGACUACUCCAAGAACCUGAUCAACGAGGAGGUCAUGUCCAUGCUGAUCGCCAUGGCAAAGUCACGCGGUGUCGAGGAAUCCAGAGAGAAGAUGUUCACUGGAGAGAAGAUCAACUUCACUGAGGGUCGUGCUGUUCUCCACGUCGCUCUCCGUAAUCGCUCAAACACGCCGAUCCUCGUCGACGGUAAAGAUGUGAUGCCGGAGGUGAACAGAGUUCUGGACAAGAUGAAGGCCUUCUGUCACAAAGUCCGCAGUGGUGAGUGGCGAGGCUUCAGCGGGAAGAGCAUCACUGACGUGGUGAACAUUGGCAUCGGCGGCUCUGACCUGGGUCCUCUGAUGGUGACGGAGGCUCUGAAGCCGUACUCUGCUGGAGGACCCAACGUUUGGUUUGUCUCCAACAUCGACGGCACUCAUCUCGCCAAGACGCUCGCUCAACUCAACGCUGAGACCACGCUGUUCAUCAUCGCCUCCAAGACAUUCACCACUCAGGAGACCAUCACCAACGCAGAGUCAGCCAGAGACUGGUUUCUGCAGUCAGCUAAGGACAAAUCUGCUGUGGCCAAACACUUUGUGGCUCUGUCCACCAACGUGGUCAAAGUGAGAGAGUUUGGCAUCGACCCUCAGAACAUGUUUGAAUUCUGGGAUUGGGUUGGAGGUCGUUACUCUCUGUGGUCAGCCAUUGGUCUGUCCAUUGCUCUGCACAUAGGUUUCGAGAACUUUGAGCAGCUUCUGUCUGGAGCUCACUGGAUGGAUAAUCACUUCCGCAGCGCUCCUCUGGAGGAGAACGCCCCGGUGCUGCUCGCUCUUCUCGGAGUUUGGUACGUCAACUUCUUCAAGGCGGAGACUCACGCCAUGUUACCGUAUGACCAGUACAUGCACCGCUUCGCCGCCUACUUCCAACAGGGCGACAUGGAGUCUAACGGGAAGUACAUCACCAAAGAUGGCGUCCGCGUGGACUACCACACUGGACCCAUCGUGUGGGGAGAACCAGGGACCAACGGCCAACACGCCUUCUACCAGCUCAUCCACCAAGGAACUCGUAUGAUUCCUGCUGACUUCUUCAUUCCUGCUCAGACUCAGAAUCCAAUCAGAGACAACCUCCACCACAAGAUCCUCACGGCUAACUUCCUGGCUCAGACUGAAGCUCUGAUGAAAGGGAAGACGGCUGCAGAGGCUCGUACAGAGCUGGAGGCCGCCGGCGUGCGCGGAGACGCUCUGGAGAAGCUGCUGCCGCACAAAGUGUUCCUGGGAAACAAACCGAGUAACUCCAUCGUCUUCAGGAAGCUGACGCCGUUUGUCCUCGGCGCUCUGGUUGCCAUGUACGAGCACAAGAUCUUCGUGCAGGGCGUCGUCUGGAACAUUAACAGCUACGACCAGUGGGGUGUGGAGUUGGGGAAACAGUUGGCGAAGCAGAUCGAGCCUGAGUUAAAGGACCAGUCGGAAGUUUCCUCUCAUGACUCGUCCACUAACGGCCUCAUUAACUUCCUGAAGAAGAACUUUGCCUGAAUCCUGGCUCCGCCUCUUCCUGCUUUGAUGUUUGCUGGACACGCACCCCUUCCCUCCGCUGCUGCCCUCUGAUUGGCUGAGGAAUCGAGCACCUUUGUGUCUGUUUCACUGUAAAACAUGUGUGUAGAUUAAACUGUUACUGUAGACACACACACAAAACUUACACACACACACACACACACAGUAACUUCCUGUUUGUGUCAUCACUUCCUUUGUUGUGAUCAAAAUCUUUAACUUUAAAUAAAAGAAUCUAUAAUCA
Messenger RNA from Solea solea (common sole), 2030 nucleotides. RefSeq names its product glucose-6-phosphate isomerase a (gene gpia). Bases 110 to 1771 code for a protein of 553 amino acids. The record is from RefSeq and is a predicted model, not a curated record. Gene Ontology annotation, molecular function: carbohydrate derivative binding; monosaccharide binding; glucose-6-phosphate isomerase activity. Gene Ontology annotation, biological process: gluconeogenesis; glycolytic process; glucose 6-phosphate metabolic process. Gene Ontology annotation, cellular component: cytosol. Lineage: Eukaryota; Metazoa; Chordata; Actinopteri; Pleuronectiformes; Soleidae. The transcript has 18 exons.